Castor canadensis (American beaver) is the source of this 2859-nucleotide messenger RNA. It is a transcript of the gene Leprotl1, whose product is annotated as leptin receptor overlapping transcript like 1. The record is from RefSeq and is a predicted model, not a curated record. Gene Ontology annotation, cellular component: endosome. Gene Ontology annotation, biological process: negative regulation of growth hormone receptor signaling pathway; late endosome to vacuole transport via multivesicular body sorting pathway. Lineage: Eukaryota; Metazoa; Chordata; Mammalia; Rodentia; Castoridae.
AGAGCUUCCGCCCGCCCCCCUCGGGAGCACUCGGUGACGCCAGCGCGUCCCCAAGCCUCGGUAGGGGCGGGGUCGGGAAGCCUCGGCCGACCCCCGGAGGAGCGGAGAGAAGAAGGGGUCCGCCCUCGGCCCGAGCUCGCGCGCUCCCCGCGCCCCCGCGCGAGCGCGAGCCGCCGGCGGAAGUGCUGCGACGCGCACUUCCGGGUGUUGUCUGGCCGUGGUCGCGCGUCCUCGGUCUCCCGGCCGCCGGCGCCUGCCUGGGUCGUGGAGCCAGGAGCGACGUCACCGCCAUGGCGGGCAUCAAAGCUCUGAUUAGUUUGUCCUUUGGAGGAGCAAUUGGGCUCAUGUUUUUGAUGCUUGGAUGUGCCCUUCCAAUAUACAACCAAUACCGGCCCCUCUUUGUUCUGUUUUUUUACAUCCUUUCACCUAUUCCAUACUGCAUAGCAAGAAGAUUAGUGGAUGAUACAGAUGCUAUGAGUAAUGCUUGUAAGGAACUUGCCAUAUUUCUCACAACAGGCAUUGUUGUCUCGGCUUUUGGACUCCCUAUUGUAUUUGCCAGAGCACAGCUGAUUAAGUGGGGAGCUUGUGCACUUGUUCUCACAGGAAACUCAGUCAUCUUUGCAACUAUACUAGGCUUUUUCUUGGUCUUCGGAAGCAAUGAUGACUUCAGCUGGCAGCAAUGGUGAAAAGAAAGGAGGUUACUGAACUAUUGACACAUGGACUUCUUGUCCGCUGGCCGUCCAUGCACACAGGAGAUGGGGCAGUAAUGCCAAGUGGUGCAGCAAGCCUCUGGGGGGUAUUCUAGGUGCUCCCUUCUCACUUUUGUUGUACGCAUACUAUUUUCACAGAGACAUGCUGAAGGAUUAAAAGGAUUUUCUCUUUUGGAAAAGCUUGACUGAUUUCACACUUAUCUAUAGUAUGCUUUUUGUGGUGUCCUGCUGAAUCUAAAAUAUUUAUGUGUUUUUUUCUGUUCAAUUUUUUCUUAAUAUUCAGUAUUAAACAUUUUAAAAUGUAAUAACCAUUUGCAUUGGUUUAGGAAUUCAGAAUUCUGCUAGCUGUAUUACUGGGCUAAAAUACGUAUUUUCUCCUAAAAUUAGUUAACUUCCAUUAUUAUAAAGAUAAGUUUUCAAUCAGUCAGGAUGACGUCACUCCCAGUUUUAUGCAGACUUGCAGACUAAUGGCGUAUUAUAGAUUAUCUACUCAGUGCAAAUAUAGCUGCAUUUAUACCUCAGAGGGGCCAAGCAUUAAUGUCCAUACCCUCCAGAAGGGUUGCUGGUUUUACUAGUCAACAGGUGUCUUUUGACUUGAAAAUUAAUUUAUGGGAUUGCUACAAAAGAGUGCUUUUCUUCCCAAUUGUUAGAGUUUAUGUUGAACUUUAAGGUAAGGAUGUAAAAACAGUUUUUUGAGAAACAGUUUUUAUUUAUGUGUAUUACAGUGUAGAGUGAGUUGCAGCAUGGCAGAAAUAACGUUGAAAUUCCAUUGUUUGGAUGCUGUUUCUAUUUAUAAGUGAAAAAUUUGAUCUUCUACUGGCCUUUCAUGUUACCUUGGGGAAAAUGGACGUACAUGGAAGUACCAAUGAGGAAACUCAUCGAUGAGUUGUACGUUUGCGUCAUAUACACCAGAAAAAUCUUCCUCUGCUCCCCUUUUAACUUAUUUUAUACAUUGUAUAUAUUAAGUAAAAGAACUUAUCGAAUAUAGUUUAAUAAUACUUAGAGAUGUUUGACUCACCUGGAAAAUAAUUGCUAUGCCAUCCAUUAAGAGUGCCCCUCCCCAACAAGACAUUGACAGUAAUUAACAAGUGACCUGUUAGUCUGGCAGAUAAUUCAUGCUUUAACAACUUAAGAUUUAGAUCUGUUAAGAGUAAUUCUUAUUCUAAGGUUAUAUGUAAUUUUAAAAUAUUUAAGGCAAGUUUUCUGCAUACCUCUGAAUUGUUUGGGUUUGAUUUCAUCAUGAUAGAUUUGCUAUUUCCUUAUAAAAGGUAUUUAUCUAUGAAUUAAUGCAUAGCAGCCAAAUCCAGCUGCAUAGCAGCUUAGUGUACAGACCUGACCAAAACAGUUCCAGUGACCAGACAUGAUCAAAUUGCAGUGGUCAUUUACAUAUCAUGAUUAUUAGUACCUUUUUCAGGAACUGAUUGUGAAAAUGUCUGAGUUGAUCUGACAAUAUUUUGUUAAGGAUAUUUGUAUGUUUAUUCAGCAUACUUGCAUAAAAAUUACCUUGCUUUCGUUCAAAACUAAAAUCAUGACAUUCUUUUUUUGUUUUAUAAAGUUUAUUUCUUAAAAAAAAUAGCAAAUUUGAGAUUUGUUCAGCUUUUUAUUAAUGAUGCCUAAAGCUACAGUUUUUUGUUGUGGGUUUUUUUUUUGUUUUUUUUGUUUUUUUUUUGCCUGUUCCAGAUUUUGUUAUUUUGGGCUGUGAAAUGGGAAGCAGUAUGAAAUAUCCACAUGUAGUCAUUUAUACUUUAGGCUGAAAUGGCUUGCUGGGAAGGUACAAGUACACAUAAAUUUAGUUAGUUGGAGAUACAGUUGGAAUUCUGUACCUGUGAUCUACUGGAUUUUUUUUUUUUCCAGGAAGUGCAUUUUCUGGUCCUUCAUUUUCUGUUCCUCUUAAAUGUCAGUGCAGUACAUUGCUACAGUUUUACUUACUUGGCCAUAGACUUUCUAAUAGCUGCAUAUUCUUUCUGUAUACUAAUGUAUUGGCAGCAGUGUGACUUUGACCUUGCACACUAGCUUGGCAGUGCUAUCUCUAGUUUCUAGGCUAGUUACUUGACAUAUGAAUUUUCCAUAGAAUAUGCACUGACAACAUUGCCAUUCUUCUCUAGAAAGAAAGAAAAACUUUUGAUGAUGAAACAAUAAAGACUUUAAA